Messenger RNA from Physella acuta, 672 nucleotides. RefSeq lists its product as uncharacterized. The record is from RefSeq and is a predicted model, not a curated record. Lineage: Eukaryota; Metazoa; Mollusca; Gastropoda; Physidae.
ACGGCUCCAUAGUACUUUUUGUCUGAAACUUAACUUCUAGACAUCGAUGAAUGCAGCGCUCAGCCAAGCCCAUGUCAACAGAUUUGCAUCAACACAGUCGGAAGCUUCACUUGUUUAUGUAGACCUGGAUUCGUCGUAAAUACAAUGGACCCAACAAAGUGUGAUGCUCCAACGGAUUCUGAUUCUCCUUAUGGAGACUGUGUUCCGUUAACAAGUGAAAUAAUUAAAACCCGAAACGUAACAUCAGCCCUGAAAUGCUACUCAGUUUGUAGGAUAGAACAAUGCUACUCUUUCAAGUUUGCCAAUGGUCUGUGUACAAUCAAGCUCUAUGCCGGGGAGCCUGUAGAUUUUAGUCAAAAUGUAGUUGCUGGAUCAUUUAUCUCAUGCUACAAUGAAAACUCACAGUGCACUUUAAAAAGCGAUGUAGAUUCUUACAUACCCCUCACUGGCGAGCCUCACGAGGAUUGUUUUUACUAUUGCCUUGGAGAUCCCGAUUGUAUCGGCUAUAAAUAUUUCCCUAAAAGUUCUUGUAUUAAUACUUAUACGGUUGGAUCCACUGUUGACAUAAAGAACUUUCCGGUGGACACAUUUGUCUAUCUUAAAUGUGAUAAAUAAAACAGUUGGGGAAGACACGUCUAAACAGAAAGCAACAAUGUACUGCCGGAGACUCGA